CCGCAGGUCGAGACACUACGCUGGCAAUGGAAGAGCAUCGCUCGGCGCGACGACUCAAGCAAGCGGAGCUCACCGGAGCUCCGACUCCGGCGGCCGCCGCCGCCGCCGCCCGCGAGGAGCCGCUCGAGCCGCGGCCGGAGGAGCGCGGGGCCGGCGAGCCGCCUCUUCCUCCGCUCCCUCCGCGUCCGGACUCGUCGGAGAAGAUCAGCGCGCCGACGUCCGGGUCCGGAGAGAUCGUGUUCGGAGACUCCGCCUCGAGCUCCGGACCUUCGGAACCGCCUCGUUCCUCGGCGGGGAGCGACGAGGAGUCCGUCGGCGCUGCGAAGGAGAAGCUCGGCGCCGACGCCGUCGAUCGUCAGCAGCAGGCGAAGAGUUUCGAAACCGAAGCGUCGACAUGCAACGGCGAUUUCAGCAGAGAAACCACCGCGUCGAGGAGCGGCGAGGAGGAAGCCGCCGCCGCCGCCAAAUCGGCGACGAUGGCGAAACCGGCGGCGGCGGCGAGCGGAGGGAGGCCUCCAGCGGGGGGGGCGGAGAUGCCGUCGCGAGCGGAGCUGGAAUCGUUCUUCUCGGCGGCGGAGAAGCGCGAGCGGCAGCGAUUCGCGGACAAGUACAACUACGACGUCGCCAUGGACGCCCCCCUCGAAGGUCGCUACGAGUGGAUCCCCUUGAAGCCGUGACGGAGGACGGAGAG
Molecule: messenger RNA, 691 nt
Organism: Syzygium oleosum
Lineage: Eukaryota; Viridiplantae; Streptophyta; Magnoliopsida; Myrtales; Myrtaceae
Product: cyclin-dependent kinase inhibitor 6-like
Exons: 4
Coding region: 27-677 (216 amino acids)
Biological process (GO): negative regulation of cyclin-dependent protein serine/threonine kinase activity
Cellular component (GO): nucleus
Molecular function (GO): cyclin-dependent protein serine/threonine kinase inhibitor activity
Source: RefSeq, a predicted model, not a curated record